Struthio camelus australis is the source of this 365-nucleotide messenger RNA. NCBI's taxonomy places the organism in Eukaryota, Metazoa, Chordata, Aves, Struthioniformes, Struthionidae. The record is from RefSeq and is a predicted model, not a curated record.
AUGCUGCCCCCGCGUCCCCGGCGCGGCGCCGCCUCCCUCUCCCCCAAAAUGGCCUCCCUGUCCCCAGAACUGCACGGCCUCCCUCUGUUUUCUGCUGUAGGGAAGAGACGCUAUGACAGGAAAAAAAGUGGCUACGGUGGCCAGACGAAGCCCAUCUUCCGCAAGAAGGCUAAGACCACAAAGAAGAUUGUGCUGAGGCUGGAGUGCGUGGAGCCCAAUUGCAGGUCCAAGAGGAUGCUGGCCAUUAAGAGGUGUAAGCACUUUGAACUGGGAGGAGACAAGAAGAGAAAGGGCCAGGUGAUCCAGUUCUAGGCUCCAUCUUACUCAUUGUUAUGGACCUUAUUAAAGUAUUUGGAAACACUCGA